AUGUUCUCGUCCGCGCGGCGCUGGCUACGCAACAACCGGACGCCCAUUGCCAUCGGAGUCGGCAUCGCCGGUGCCGGAUACGUUGCUACCCAAUAUGUCUUGAACAAGAUCAAUGAUGCGCGUGAGCGCAUGAGCAGCGAUCGCAUUGCCAAGGAGAACCUCCGACGACGAUUCGAACAAAACCAAGAGGACUGUACAUUUACCGUCCUUGCCCUUCUCCCUACGGCUACUAGCAAUGUCAUGAGCGCCAUGAACACGGAACAAAUCACGUACGAGAUCCAGCAAAUCAAAGGCUCGACAAAGGGCCUGAAGACCGGCACCGCCGAAUCAACGACCAGCCCGCCCAGCAUUGCCGAUACUACCAUGACCGAAGAAGAUGGCAAAAGCUUGGCUACGUCCACCAGUAUGCAUAGCGAAAGUGGGAUUCAUGCCAGCCAGAUUGCCUCCCCUACGCCCUUUUCUGCCGCCGCUGGUCAAGACGGCCGGCAGGACGGUGCCACUGCGCCGAGAGUGUCCCGCAAGACGAAGCGACAGCUUUGGGAUGACUUGACAAUCAGUGCCGUUACUAGAGCCUUCACGCUCAUGUACACGCUUGCCCUUCUCACCAUGUUGACCCGCGUCCAGUUGAAUCUCCUUGGCCGCCGAAGCUACCUGUCCAGCGUUGUGGCUCUCGCCACUGGUUCUCAGCAGGCUACCAUCAGCCUCGAAAACAACGACGAUGACAAUCCAGAGCAGGCCUACGGCAGUGACUUUGACACCAACCGCAAGUACCUCACAUUCAGCUGGUGGCUCCUGAACAAGGGUUGGAUCCAGGUCAUGAAACGCGUUGAAAGUGCAGUACGAACUGUCUUUGACGGCCUCAGCCCCCGCGACCUGGUCAGCUUUGACCGAUUCAGUGAUCUCACCAUGGAAGUCCGCAAGCUGGUUGAGGGUUCCACCGCGGAUGAGCGUAGACAGACAGACUGGCUGACCUUCUUGCUCCCUCCCCGCGAUCAGGAGGAAGAGGUCAUUCGCCAGUCCGGCAUCCUGGAAGACAACUCCAUGCAAGGCGGCGCUGCAGCUGAGCCAUCGUCUGCGGCACUUCGAAGGCUACUUGAUGAGACUGCUGACUUGAUUGAGUCACCUUCCUUUUCGCACGUCCUCACUCUUAUCCUGGACGCCGCCUUCGAGGCGCUGGUCGACAAGAAGCUGGCCACUGAAGCUUUUGAUCUUCCUUGCCAGUCACCAUUCCCGCCUCCCGAAUCGAUGGAGCUCCGUCACUCCAAAGUCGUCCUCCUUCCCAAGAUCUUAUCCGUCUUGACACGCCAAGCCCACGCCAUUGGCAACGGUGUACCCAAUGAAUAUCUCCAAGAGAUGGAGACGGUGCGCGCCUUGGAGUCUUUCGCCGCUGUGGUCUACUCAAGUAAUUGGGAAAACGAGAUCCGUGAUGAGGGCAUCAUGGACAGCGCGGUGAACAUGAGAAGAGGAGAAGCGGACUCGCAACUCAUUCAACACCUAGAGCAGAACAAGCAGACGAGUGUGGGAGAGAGCAUCGUCAUGGUUGAUUCACGGGGUGGGUUUGAAGAUGCGUGGGAUAAGGCGAUGCAGCAGAAAUCAUAA
Molecule: messenger RNA, 1599 nt
Organism: Metarhizium album ARSEF 1941
Lineage: Eukaryota; Fungi; Ascomycota; Sordariomycetes; Hypocreales; Clavicipitaceae
Product: Peroxin-3 family protein
Exons: 3
Coding region: 1-1599 (532 amino acids)
Biological process (GO): protein import into peroxisome membrane
Cellular component (GO): peroxisomal membrane
Molecular function (GO): protein-macromolecule adaptor activity
Source: RefSeq, a predicted model, not a curated record